AUGUCGUCCAAUUCUUCUGAUUCGCAGCCUGUCGCCAGCCAGGGCCUGCUGGCACAGCUCACCGAGCUCAGCUCCACCCCUUACCCUGCACUUGCCAAUUCCGCAUUGCUGUUGGCCACACCGGUCGUGUCGCCUGCCGUUGCGUCGCCCACGGCCGUCGCCAAUGGCAGAUCGUUUUGGACCUCAUUCAGCCGGCCCAAAUACGUGGGUCCUAGCUCCAAAACUGCGCUCUUGUUCGGUGCAGCUCAGGCGCUCGGAGGCUGGAUUAUCUACGACGGUGACCUCGAAAGCGGGUCCGGCUUCUUGGCCGCGUGGUCGGCCCUGUAUCUCAUCGUGGGCGGUCGCGGUUCCGUUAAAGCAUUGAGAUACGGCCGCGUGUGGCCGCUGCUUCUCAGCUCCGCGGCCUUCACCAACACCUACUUUUACGGUAGACGCUUUAUCGCGGGUGGUUUUGUAUAG
Lachancea fermentati is the source of this 459-nucleotide messenger RNA. The record is from the annotation of a GenBank genome assembly. NCBI's taxonomy places the organism in Eukaryota, Fungi, Ascomycota, Saccharomycetes, Saccharomycetales, Saccharomycetaceae.